GCGCGCUCCGAGGCCGCUCCUGAGCGGGCCGCGCGCGCUCUUGGCGGGAGGCGGAGGCGAGGCCGCGGCUUGCUUUGGCCCGAGGAGCUUAGAGGAUUGCUAAAAUGAGUCUGCGGAAACAAACUCCCAGUGAUUUCCUAAAGCAGAUCAUAGGAAGACCUGUUGUAGUAAAGCUAAAUUCGGGAGUUGAUUAUAGAGGUGUCCUGGCUUGCCUGGAUGGCUACAUGAAUAUAGCUCUGGAACAAACAGAAGAAUAUGUAAAUGGACAACUAAAGAAUAAGUAUGGGGAUGCAUUUAUUCGUGGAAAUAAUGUGUUAUAUAUAAGUACACAGAAGAGAAGAAUGUGAAGAUACCAAGAAAUGAAUAAUUUUUGUAUUUUCAUUUAAAAAAAUUUACAAAUUUUGUUCCUAUUUUUGUUAUGUAAAUUUUCCUGUUUUCAUUAUAGCUUAUGCACUGACUUGGGGGGAGAAAGUAGCACUAUUAUAAACGUAUAUAAACUAA
Molecule: messenger RNA, 501 nt
Organism: Antechinus flavipes (yellow-footed antechinus)
Lineage: Eukaryota; Metazoa; Chordata; Mammalia; Dasyuromorphia; Dasyuridae
Gene: LSM6
Product: LSM6 homolog, U6 small nuclear RNA and mRNA degradation associated
Exons: 4
Coding region: 105-347 (80 amino acids)
Biological process (GO): mRNA splicing, via spliceosome; maturation of SSU-rRNA
Cellular component (GO): U4/U6 x U5 tri-snRNP complex; P-body; nucleolus
Molecular function (GO): RNA binding
Source: RefSeq, a predicted model, not a curated record